Molecule: messenger RNA, 911 nt
Organism: Anoplophora glabripennis (Asian longhorned beetle)
Lineage: Eukaryota; Metazoa; Arthropoda; Insecta; Coleoptera; Cerambycidae
Product: cGMP-dependent protein kinase 1-like
Exons: 3
Coding region: 63-911 (282 amino acids)
Source: RefSeq, a predicted model, not a curated record
GACAAAAACUUACCCUAUUUAUUUCUUUAAAAUGGAAAUGGUUUGCUCAUUCAACUGAACAAAUGAGUUGCUACACAUUCAUCACCAAACUUCUCCAUCGUAACAAGAUCGAAGCGGAAUCUGAAAUUUUGGAGAACGAGAUGCCUCCCAGCGAGACGGAAAUCAUAACUUCGUUAAAACGCCUCCUAGAAGAGAAGAACCACGAGAUCAAACUCAAAGAGGAGACCAUUUCUUUACUGGAGAAGGAGCUCGAUGAUAAAGACGUACUUAUAAAACAUCUACAGAACGAAAUUGAUAAAUUUAGACAAGUGGUUCGACCUAUAACCCAGAAAAUUAUCACGAAACAGAUCAACCUCGGAGCGGAAAUAUGGCCAAGAGGAGGAGUUGAAAACAACAAGACACAAGCUUUGUCGGAGCCAAGGAUCAAGAGGCAGGCUAUUAGCGCUGAACCAUUGAAUUCGCAAGGCAAUGAUCUUCAUAUUACUAAAAUUCCUAAAAGUGCCAGUUCCCGAGAAUUAAUAAAGGCUGCGAUACUCGACAAUGACUUCAUGAAAAAUUUGGAAAUUACACAAAUCAGAGAGAUCGUGGACUGCAUGUACCCUGAAGAGUACAAAUCUGAGAGCAUCAUUAUCCGAGAAGGCGAUGUUGGCAGCACUGUUUACGUUUUAGAAGACGAACAGGGAAAUAUCCGAGUUAGAUCAGAAGGGGGAAUUAGAAAUGCUGUAUAUGCUCCUGAUGUUGAUGAAGAAAUCUUGGAAGCUUUCGAACGUGAUCCCACAAUGAGCAUUAGGAAAAUAGAGCGACAACUCCACGUUUCCAAGUGGAAGGUUUGGUAUGUGCUAAGAUUAUAUGGAAAACAUCCUUUUCACUAUACUCCUGUUCAAGGACCCGAAGAAGGUCUCUACGAAUAA